This is a messenger RNA of Gastrolobium bilobum, 1128 nucleotides long. RefSeq lists its product as uncharacterized. The record is from RefSeq and is a predicted model, not a curated record. Gene Ontology annotation, molecular function: nucleic acid binding. The transcript is spliced from 7 exons. NCBI's taxonomy places the organism in Eukaryota, Viridiplantae, Streptophyta, Magnoliopsida, Fabales, Fabaceae. Bases 173 to 910 code for a protein of 245 amino acids.
UAUUCCUCAUCCCCUGAUUAUUUAAAAAAAAAAAAAAAAACUCUUGUAUUGUUAUUUUUAAGGGGUGUGAGAUUCUGAUUUAUUGUUGCACAUUAUCCUAAUCCAUUUCUUUUCAAUCUUCUCUGUGAUUUCAAUUCCUUGAUCUGCUUGUUGCUGCCAUCGUCAACUAAUCAUGGUGCUUCAUAGAGAACUCGACCUUCUCCUUUCUCCCUCUUUCAUAGACCCUCCACAAGGUGACGGUGCGAAAUCCAGUGGGAUGUCAAUUGAAAAGAAGAUUGAGUUCCUUGAAAGCUUGACCGGAAAGGUCACAAAUCGAAGGUCUCGUAGGUGGUUAAAUGAUCGUCUCUUGAUGGAACUAGUACCGCGUUUAAAUGCUGAGGAAAUUCGAGGCUUAUUUGCUCCACCACCUUGGGGGGGCGAAGUUCCACCUUCAACAUUUUGCAUGACUAAUGUGGAGGAGUGGGACAGAUUCAGGAACAUAGACAUGGAUAAGGAGGUUAGUAUAAUUCGUGCCCUAGAAAACUCUGUAGAAAAGAGGAAAGGUCACAUUGAUGCUGACAAGAUGGCAGUGUUGAAUGGUUGGCAUAGAGUUGAUUGUAGAACAAGAGAGGCACUUCGCCGCAGCUCUCUUUCUGAACUCAUAGAGGGUUAUGAGGAAUGUGUACGAGUCUUCAUAACAGAAAGCACAGAUGGAGAUGUUCUUGAACUACGAAUUCAGGAUCCUUUUCAUAGAUUGUUACUGCAUGGUGUUUGUGAGUUCUACAACCUGGCCUCAGAUACAGUGACAGAUUCGGAUGGCGUUGAGUCGUCAAAGAUGACAAGGAUAAAGAAGAAGAAAAGGGGUUCUCCUGAGCUCCCAAACAUCACCCUCGCCCAUUUUCUGAAAAUGUCCAAGGAAGGAAUUUGGUAGUUUCUUCAGCCACAGCAGUUGUCCAUACACAAUAAAACCUGUGGGCAUCCACCCCGAUGAACAAUGUACAAUGUUGUUUAUUAUUCCAGAACAUCACUGUAAAUUAGUUCGCCGACCUGUACUUUAUUGGUUGAUACCACCAGUCAACAUAAGUUGUUGAUUGUUGGUUUUCAAUGUUGUAGCUGAUUAAAUCUGAUUUUAAUAAAUAUCAUAUUUGA